CUCCCUUUAUCAAGGUAAACUUGUAUCUCCCAAUUCAGUAUUCUCUAUUCUUAUUCCUAUUCCUUCCAAACUGAGUAGGAGUAGACACAAAGAACUACAUCUCCCUAAACUCCAAGACCAGUCCCUUUCUUUCUCCUUCUCUCUUCAAUAACUACAACUUCUUCUGUUUCACUUUUCACAGUCCCAGUAAAAUAGCCUUCCAGGAGUAGGAGUGUAGGACUCCCCUUCCCUCUUGUUAAAAUAAAAACAAAAACUUUCUCAUAUACCCAUAAAAAAUCCUCCUUUUAUAUUCCUAAAACUUGCAAACUCAAAUCCAUUUUAGCUUUUCAUUCAAAUUAGCCAUGGAAGAAACAGAAGAAUCCAACCCAACUAGAAACUUAGCUUCUCAUAGUAGAAACAGAAAUCAUCAUCAUAAUCAUCUAUUUAAUCAUCAUAAUCAAUACUAUAAUCCAAAUGCUAUUGUCCCAUAUAAUAAUUAUCAUUAUACUAGUAAUUUACUUCAUUUGCACCAUUCUAAUACUUACAGAUUUAUUGGGUUUUUAGAACAAAACUUUCAACAACAACAAGGUAUUCUUCCUUUACCCCCAAUAUUACCAUUUCAAGUUCCUUUACAUCAAACCCAGAAAUUUAGGCCAAAAACCCAUUAUUCUAAACCUUCUUUUAAACCCCACAAACCUAUUCCUUCUGUUCUUCUUCCUGCUUCUGAUAAUGAUGUUACUAGGGUCUCACCUGCAACUCAAGGUGAUGAACAGAUUGAGCGAAAACUUGGUUUACUUAACAUAAAGAAGUCAAAUGUUGUUGAUACUCCACUACAAGCUUUGGUGGUUGCCAAGAGGCCAGACUGUGGUGGAAAAGAAGGCCAGGCUAUUUCUCUUCUGGCUAACCAUUUUCGAGUAAAAUUUGAUCCAUGUAAGCAUAUUUUCCACUACAAUGUCGAAAUAUCUCCAAAUCCUCCUAAGGAAGUAGCUCGUUUAAUUAAGAAAAAAGUUGUUGAAGAAAACUCGGCUUUGCUUUGUGGUGCUUCGCCUGCUUUUGAUGGUAGGAAGAAUUUGUAUAGUCCUGUUGAGUUUCGAAGCAAUAGGCUCGAGUUCUUCGUUGGUCUUCCGAUGUUUAUUAGUAGUAAAUCGUGUUUAGAAGGCAAUACUUGUGUAGAAGUAGAGAAAAAGGGGCAAAAACUUAAGGUAUUUAGGAUCAACAUUAAUCUAGUAUCAAGAUUAGAUGGAAAUAACUUGAAGAAGUACUUAAACAAGGAGGGAGAUGACUGUGUGCCACUUCCUCAGGAAUUUCUCCAUGCUUUGGAUGUAGUCUUGAGGGAAUGUCCUAAUGAAAAAUGCUACCCUUCGGGGAGAUCAAUGUAUUCGAAGUCCAUGGGAGGGGCUCGAGAGAUUGGAGGAGGAGCUGUUGGAUUACGCGGGUUUUUUCAGAGUCUAAGGCCGACUAAACAAGGCCUUGCUUUGAAUGUAGAUUUUUCGGUGACAGCAUUUCAUGAGAGUAUUGGAGUCAUAGACUAUUUACAAAAACGCUUGAAGUUUUUGCACGAUCUGCACGAGAGGAAUGAUAGGUUUUUGACAACCAUGGAGAGGAAGGAAGUUGAGAAGGAAUUGAAGAACUUGAGGGUCUUUGUUUCACAUAGAGACCCGGGUCAGAAAUAUCGGUUUCACAGCUUGACUGAGGAAGUUACCGAAAAGCUCUGGUUUGAAGACCGGGAUGGCAGCAAAUUGAGGCUCUUAGAUUAUUUCAAGGAUCAUUAUGAGUAUGAUAUACAAUACCGGAAUUUGCCUUGCUUACAGAUCAGUAGGAGUAAGCCAUGUUACCUUCCGAUGGAGCUUUGCACGAUUUGUGAAGGGCAGAAGUUUCUUGGUAAACUCUCAGAUGACCAAACAGCAAAAAUCAUGAAGAUGGGAAGUCAAAAACCAAGAGAACGAAGAGCGAUAAUCAAUGGAGUCAUGAAUGGACCUGUUGGACCAACAAGUGGUUGCCAAGGAGAAGAGUUCAAUUUACAAAUUUCGAGAGAAAUGACACGGUUGAACGGGAGAGUUCUUAUGCCUCCAAAAUUGAAGCUCGGAGAUAAAGGGCUUGUAAGUGAUGUACUUCCUACCUCCAUUGAUCGGAAAUGGAGCCUUUUAGGUGGGCACGUUUCUGAAGGGGCGCGGAUCGAAAGGUGGGCGAUGAUCAGUUUCGGUGGAACCCCUGAUCAAAAAUCUCAUAUUGCUAAAUUCAUUAGCCAGCUAUCUUUAAAGUGUGAACAAAUGGGAAUUUUCCUCAACAAAUCCCCCGUUUUAGCCCCGCAAUUUGAGCCCAUCCAUGUGCUAAACAAUGUCACCCUCUUGGAAAACAAACUAUACAAGAUCCAAAAAGCAGCAGUAAACAAUCUUCAGCUACUAUUGUGCAUAAUGGAGAAGAAACAUAAAGGGUAUGCAAAUCUCAAACGAAUCGCUGAAACACGCGUAGGAGUAGUAAGCCAAUGUUGCUUAUACACGAACCUUAGCAAACUAAACUCCCAAUUUUUGACAAACAUGGCUCUUAAGAUCAAUGCCAAAGUCGGUGGGUCGACAGUAGCACUAUUCAGAUCAUUACCCUCUCAAAUCCCUCGUCUACUUACACAUGAUGAGCCAUUAAUCUUUAUGGGUGCAGAUGUGUCUCAUCCUCACCCUCUCGAUGACUCAAGUCCUAGUGUUGUGGCGGUUGUUGGCAGCUUAAACUGGCCGUCAGCUAACAAGUAUGUGUCAAGAAUGAGGUCUCAAACACACAGGCAAGAGAUCAUAGAAGAUCUAGGACAAAUGGUGCACGAAAUACUCGUUGAAUUUUGCCAAGUGGUAAAAGCUCUCCCUAGACGAAUCAUAUUUUUCCGAGAUGGGGUCAGUGAGACUCAAUUCUAUAAAGUUUUAAAAGAAGAAUUGCAAUCAAUAAGAGCUGGGUGUGACAAAUUUCUGGAUUAUAAACCGCUGAUCACAUUUGUUGUGGUACAGAAACGACACCACACGAGAUUAUUCCCCGAUGAAAGUGAUCCGAGUUGUCUACAAUUCUGCGACGAGAACAUCCCUCCAGGAACUGUUGUAGACACUGUGAUCACUCAUCCAACGGAAUUCGAUUUUUAUCUUUGCAGUCAUUGGGGAGCGAAGGGAACAAGUCGACCGACACACUACCAUGUGCUGUGGGACGAAAGCAAGUUCACUUCUGAUGAGUUUCAGAAACUGGUUUAUAGCUUAUGCUUCACAUUUGUAAGGUGUACUAAACCAAUUUCUAUAGUACCUGCUGCUUACUAUGCGCAUCUUGCAGCGUAUAGGGGCAGACUGUACCUCGAAAGGUCAGACUCUACGGUUUCUAGCAAGUGCGGUGGUGGCCCAACAAUAUCUCGAGUUGGUCCUCCGAAGGCGACUCCUCUUCCAAAGAUUAGUGAAAAUGUAAAGAAACUAAUGUUUUAUUGCUAACUAUUUUCUUGGUGUUCAUGUGAUGAAAGCUAUGAGCUAAUUUAGUUUGUAGAUUCUUGAAAGUCGGUAAAAUAGAUCAGUGAAAUGUUGCAUUAGCUCAGUGUCUUGUUAAUAAAUCUUUUGAAUCGAAGAGUGUUAGUACUAUUUUUCGACCCGUUUAAUUUGUAUUAUUUGCCAUUGUGCUACUCUACUUAUUUUGCACAAUUCUGUC
Messenger RNA from Amaranthus tricolor (Joseph's coat), 3642 nucleotides. Its product is annotated as protein argonaute 7. The record is from RefSeq and is a predicted model, not a curated record. Gene Ontology annotation, biological process: regulatory ncRNA-mediated post-transcriptional gene silencing. Lineage: Eukaryota; Viridiplantae; Streptophyta; Magnoliopsida; Caryophyllales; Amaranthaceae. Gene Ontology annotation, molecular function: protein binding; RNA binding. The coding region runs from base 342 to 3431 and encodes 1029 amino acids. The transcript is spliced from 3 exons. Gene Ontology annotation, cellular component: cytoplasm.